Molecule: messenger RNA, 939 nt
Organism: Aspergillus udagawae
Lineage: Eukaryota; Fungi; Ascomycota; Eurotiomycetes; Eurotiales; Aspergillaceae
Product: NmrA-like family protein
Exons: 3
Coding region: 1-939 (312 amino acids)
Source: RefSeq, a predicted model, not a curated record
AUGGCCAUCACCGUGGGAAUUGCUGGAAUCACCGGCAAGUUCGCCCGUCUGGUUGUCAAAAACCUUUGCGCAUACCCUGACGUGAACAUCCGUGGGUUCUGCCGCAACCCGGCAAAGCUGCCCGAACAUUUACGUUCUUCACCCCGUGUUACCAUCCUGAAUGGGGAUGCAGAUAAUCUGGAUACCUUACGCGCAUUCGUCAAGGGGAGCGACGUGGUAAUUUGCUGCUACCUAGGUGACAAUACCUUCAUGACGGAAGGGCAAAAAUUGUUGGUGGACGCAUGUGAGCUCGAGAACGUGCCACGUUAUGUCGCCAGCGACUACUGUCUGGACUUCACCAAACUGGAGUACGGCCAGCACCCGGCCAAGGACCCCAUGAAGCAUGUCAAGGCUCACCUGGAGACUAAGAAGAACGUACAGGGGGUCCACGUGCUGAUUGGCGCAUUUAUGGAGACAUUCUGGAGCGGGUACUUCGGAGUGUGGAAUGCCAAGGACUUCAAAUUGUCCUACUAUGGAGAAGGUGACGAAGUUUGGGAGUCGACUACAUAUGGAACCGCCGCCGAAUACGUCGCGGCUGUAGCGAUGGAUCGAAAUGCGGUUGGCAUGCAGCACUUUUUGGGCGACAGGAGGACGAUCCAUCAGAUCGCGGAUGACUUUGCCGAGGUCUACGGGAAGAAGCCCAAGCUUGAGCGCCUAGGAUCGCUGCUUGAUCUUUACAACACCAUGCACGCAACAUUCCAGAAAGAUCCCAGUAACAUCUUUGCUUACCUUGCCAUGUUCUACCAGUACUACUGCACCAACGGACAGACAUACCUGAAGAAGGACUUGGAUAAUUCCAAGUAUCCUCAAGUCAAACCCGUCACCUUCAAGGGCUUCAUGCAGGAUCACAAGAUAGAGGACUUGGCCGACUCUUAUCAAAAUGCAGGAUCAGACGUCUAG